CCACAGGAGCCAUCUUGCCAACUUUGCACUACUCUUUUCAUUUGCACAAUACCACUGUAAAUAUUGUUGUCAUUCCUGACAUUGUUUAUAUAUAUAUAUUUAUUCUGGUAGUUCUUAUAUUUCUUAUAUUUAUAUAGUGCUGUUCUAUAUUUAUAGUAGUUAGUAUUGGUUUUUGGGCUUAUACCACUACCAGGGAAACUAAUUUCGUUCCACCUCAUGUUUCUACAUGUGUGAAAUGACAGUGAAGCUCCUUGAAUCCUUGAAAGUCUCCAGUCUGAAUGGACAUAAAGUACUGCAUCACCUGAUGACUGUUGAUAUAACGAAAAUAAGACGUCAUUGCUUUAAUGCAAAAGGUCAGAUUUAGCCUGAUCUCCAUGUUGUUUUCCUCCUCUUGCAGCUGGAAUCCCUCUGCCUGUGUUCCUUUUCCGUCCUGUCUCUCCCUGUUUAUCACACAGUUUUUAGCAUCCUCGUACCAUCUUCCUUGUAGCGCUGUCUACACACAUCUGGUUAGAUUUUAUGGUGCAGAUGGUGACAGCUGAAAACAGGAUAACAAACAGCCAAGGUCUCAAAUUUGGUUACAUUCUUCUCUGCCAAAGUCUGUGUGCAUGGAAGUCCGGGAAACACUUCUGUGGUCUGCACAUGAGUGAAUACGAAUGGGUGGUUAUUUUCUGUCAUACUUGUGCGGACCUUCAGACCGGACGGUGGAUCAAACAGGCAGCAGAGCUCUGGGCUCUGGUGUUUGGACUUGUGUUAUAUUGCAGAAAAAACAUUUCAUUUCCUUGGACUAAUUUGGUAAUUUGGUUUUCUGAAUUUGCUGGGAGUAGUGAGUCGUACCAGGGGUACUUGUUAGAGGGCAGAGGGUCUGUGGUCGGCAGGGGCAGAUGGAAAGAUUGUGCUGUCUCUCGUUUUUAAAAGAAUAGAAUUUAUGAUUCAGUAAUAAACAUGUGCACCCACCAACAGUCAGUUGCCAGUUUGUUAGGUACAUCAACCCAACACCACAUGAAAUUAAGGGAUAUUCAUUCUCUACAUUUAAGUCCUCCCUGGCGCAGUGCCAACUACACCUGAUCUGGUGCCUUGGUCAGUAGAACUGGUGGGAGAAUUUACUGAAUAUAUGUGCUUUUUGUGGGGGGAGAACAUGCAAACUCCCCACAGCAAGGUCCUGCCCAAGUCAGGAUUCAAACCCUCUGCUAACCACUAGGCUGGUACCAGAGGAUAAUUGUGCACUUUCAACGAAUCAGAUGACUUCCAGUCCCUCACAUCUACUGGCGCUGAACUCAAAAUAACAGUCUUUACAGAACUACAGUGAGUGUGUGCCUUCUUGUUUUCACACGUAUUUCUAUUUCAGGCAAACUGGACUUCAUUGUUAGCAUCCUGCCUCCUUAAGCCCACUGAGACACCAGAGCUCCCACGCUGCUCAUUGUUAUUUACUAAAUGUGUCUGUUACAUUCUCUCUCGCUCUCCCCAUCCUCCAUCCUCCAUCCUCCCUCCUCUUCCUUUGCUUCCUCUGGACCUCCUCUACACUCAUAUGUUACCUUAAGCCAAGACAAGCGGAUCUGAAUGACGCUGGGCCGAGUUUGGAGGGGUGGGGGGGCGUGCGGCGCUCAGAGCUUCCCUCCCACUGCCAGAGAUUCCCCCAUGCUUUGCUAAUGGCAUAUCAGCAGCUGUCAGUAGACCCUGCACUGCGUCAGCCACUUUAAUUGGCCUGCAUGGCUGUGGUCUGCAAAGCGCUCAGCAGAAUUGAGUCAACACCCCCCUCAAAUCCCCCUCGAGCCUUUUUCUAUAUCAUUAGUGUAAUGCUCCUGUUUCCUCCAAGCCACUGAGAUAUGGGGAGAUUCCAACAAGCGGGGGAGUGGGGGGGGGGAUGAGGAUGAGGAAUGAGUCACACGCCAGCACCCAUCUUUUUUUUUUUUUUUUUUUUUUUGCAGUUUGCAGAGGAAGAGAAGGUCGAAGGAAUAAAUGCUCUCUUUUGUAUCUUUAAAGAACAACCCAUUCUGUAAUGAAAGAGCCAUGAAAACUGAAUUGAUUCUUCUUGUAAACUAAUCAGACCCAACAGCUGCACGCUCUGUGCAGUGAAUGUACGAUCAGAGAGUUCACCCACAAGCCUUACACGGCUGGCUGCAGCACCAUGUCUUCGGCUCAGAGUGGGGAUAUCUCAGGCUACCAUCUGAGUGUGGUACGAAACCCACCUGGCUGGGAGGUGGGGAUCUACCUGGUGGGUUUCUUUGUGCUACUUGGAGUGGCUGGACUCAACAUCUGGAAGCUGUGGAAAUCUGGAACCUUCCCCGCGCCGUCCCCCUUCCCCAACUUUGACUAUCGAUACCUGCAAGAAAAAUAUGGAACGUCCUUCUCCGAAGUCAGGCAAAAGAGAGUGGCUGCCAACAAUCACAGGAGAACCUCCACCACCUCCAGCCGCAAACCCAGCCUGGCCCUUGGUGACACCCCAGACGGUUUCAGAGACCUGGGCCACCUGGAGCUGAUGAGCAGGGAGCUGGACCCGACCGGCAUGGCCCAGCUGAACCGAUCCAUCUCCACUGACUCACUCAGCUCCAUCUCCUCCAUCGCUAACAACUUCGGCCACGACUUCACGGUUGGCCAGCUGGAGGUGACGCUUGAGUUUGAGCCUUCCAGGCAUCCAGGCCAAGGCACCGGAAUGCUCCACAUCACUCUGCACCAGGGCAAAGACUUGCUGGAGAAGGAGGAGGGAGACUUCCCAGGCUGCUUCAUCAGAGUCUCUCUGGGGCCAGAGGAGCUCAAUGUUGGAGUCACAAGGGUCCAGACGAAUGCAUUCACCGUGAUUUUUGACGAGCGCUACUCCAUCCCCGUGGACUUGCCCACGCUGGAGGAGUACAGCCUGCGUUUCGCCGCUUUCGGCAUCGAUGCUGACGAAAGAAACAUCAGCGCCGGGGUGGCAGAUCUCAAGCUGUCAGACCUGGACCUGACCAUCAGACCAUUCAACGCCUGGCUCUACCUUCAGGACGUCAAUAAGGCUGUGGAUGCAGUAGGGGAGAUCCUGUUGUCUCUCAGCUAUUUGCCAACAGCAGAGCGUCUCACAGUGGUCGUGGCCAAGUGCAAGAACCUGGUGUGGACCAACAGCAAGACCACUGCAGACCCGUUUGUCAAAGUGUAUCUCCUGCAAGACGGCAGGAAGAUCAGCAAGAAGAAAACUUCAACCAAAAGGGACGACACAAACCCCAUCUUCAAUGAAGCCAUGAUCUUCUCUGUGCCGUCCAUCGUCCUGCAGGAACUGUCCCUAAGGGUGACCGUCGCCGAGACAACAGACGACGGCCGAGGCGAGAACCUGGGUCAUGUAAUCAUCGGCCCGGAGGCCAGCGGGAUGGGGAUCACCCACUGGAACCAGAUGCUGGCCACUCUGAGGAAGCCCGUGUCCAUGUGGCACCCUCUGCGCAGAGUCUAGGAUCCUGUUUUGAGUUAAACACUUGUUUUCUCACGUUCUUUUCACCUCUCUCUUUAUUUGGUGCCAAUCUGUUACUUUGUUUAAGUAAGAUAAGAGCUGUGCUGGCGAGUAACAAAUUGGUGUGAACACCUUAUCUUAGUACAUGAGGGAGGAAUCUGAAAAGCCAGUGUUUGACCCUGAACGGCGUGUGUCAUUGAUCCCUAGAUCAAUUAUACAUUGAAAUCCUGUCUUUAGUAUUUGGCUUCAUUCUGCCUGCAUUAUAGGUGAGGGUGGCAUUUAGGAAGACGCAGUGCAUGUUAUGGUGGCCCUGAGAGAUCGACAUACUGCAGCUUAAAGCAGAAACAGACGACUUUCAGCUCCCCCCUGCUUUUCCAGAUGAUAUUAUUGUUGGCGCCAUUGUCAUAAAGAGAACUGGAUCACUUUCCAUUUUCCUCAGAGUAGCAACUACCAACAGAGGACAAAAGCAGGAAUUUAUGCAUUCAUUUAGCCUGUAAUGGAGACAUGAAAGCAGUUAGAGAUGGUGCCAGGCUGCCAGUCUGGUUUCAUUUUUCCUGGAGAUGUCAUGCCCGGUGCUUUGUUUAAGCAAGGUUUCUAAACGCUGAUGUUGCCAGUACUCUACAGCCAUUACACUGUACAGUCAGCCUUUACUUCAAAAUGAUAAUGAUAAGAAGUAAGAAAACCUACCAAUCUCACAACACAAAACAAAGUGAGUAAACACAACCAAAUACCACAAACACCAUGGAAAGACUCAAAAUCAAUAAAACUAUGAGCAAAACUGUAAGAUUUUUUAAGUGGGACCACAAGUUUGCAUUGCAUAGCUUUUUAGUGUCCCCGUAACAAACAGCUUCUGUUGUCAUGUGUGCAACUUGCAGCAUUUUGGUUGUGAUUUCUCACUUCACAGUCUUUUUGUCUCAGUGCUUCACGUGUUUUCAAAUCGGUGAAGAUGUUUUGUGUUUUGUCGUUUGCAUGUCUUCUGUUGUUGCAGUGUGUCCUCUCAGGGCCACCGUAUCAAAUCCAAAAUUGCCCGCAUUGCAUACUGAAAGUAAAUUGCAUAUUAAUCUCUUCCUCCUGGCUUAAAAACUUGGGCCAAAUCCUGAUUCCCCAUCACGGUAACAGCAAAGGAAACAUGAAUAUGUGGAUACCUUUUCCCUCCUAAGCCAUCUUGAUCAGAAAUUUCAGUUUGCCUUUAAAGUGAGUUUUAAUUAACAAAAGCAGCCCAGCCUUUGAAGGCCUCUCAGUCUUUGCAUGGUGCCUACUGGUUGUCCCUGUUUUAGCUGUUUAGAGAACGACUGACUGGGCGGAGGGGUGAAAUCACUUCUCUAUCAGGAAAACGCUCAUUUAUCUUUUCAAACCAGUCACUGAUUGUGUUGACGUGAUUGAAUUCAUAGUGGAUUCAGAGCCGAGUUGAAUUAGCUCUGUUGGAUUUGCUUGUGUAAUUUGUUCAUGGUGAGACUGACAGAUAAUAGAGGUUUUGGUAUGUUUGGUAUUUAUUGUGCUUUUGAAAAAAAAAAAGAAAAGAAAAAGAAAAAUCCAGGUACUCUUAUCCAGGUGAAAUAAUUGUAAUUUGUAGCAGUUGUUACAGGGUGGCAAAAUCAGAUGUAAUUAGCAUAUAAAUAUCAUAUUACAUUGUUCUAUUUUUGCCAUGAUUAAUGCAAUACAACUUGCAAUGCAUAUAUUUAACAGUGUAAAUAUUGUACUGGAACAUUUUUCUCGUUACUAUUUUUUCCUCUAAAUUCUCUGUGCAAAUCAUGUUUUUCAUAGUAUUACACUUUCAUAACACCAACGUUGUUGCUGAUCAAUUAAUUGUUAUCAAAACACCUCUGGGAAUUUAACUUGUGAUGUUAAGAAUACUAACCCUUUUAAAUGGGUUUACUUUGGCUCCUUUUGUGUUAAAGGAAGCACCUUGAUAUUCUGAAUUAAUCUGUCAUUGUCACGCUCGUUUGGCUUCUGUUGUUAAGAUACCUGCGAACUUUUCAUAAAUACUGAAGGUGUUCCAGGUUGAAACCAAGAGGAGCCACUUUGCAACCUGAAGCCUGAUUGAUAAUAUUGCUAAAAAAAAUUUGUUUUGUUUUGGUUUGGUUUUUUUUUUUCAGUUUAAGUGAAGAUAAUGUGACAUGGUUUGUGAAAAGUCAGAAUGUCAAGGUGACUUUUUAUCUUUCUGAGAUAUUCUUUACAACAUUGUGCAAUAGUGCUGUUUUGUUGUAUCUUUUGAAUGUGAAUUAUCAUGUGAAAUACCUGCUAACUUUAAAAGCAUCGUCAGCCUUAUGCAUUUUUUUUUCUCUUCAAGCAGAACACACUCUACAUUUUCGGUCAAAUUCUGACCGUAUUCCUCAACCCACUUCAGUCCCAAAACAACCCACUCAUGGUCGUAUGCUACAUAAUAUUUCCUACUGUGCCAAAUAACAAAGCAAUAUUUUCAUUUACAAUCAGCAUUUGAUUUAACAAAAGCUGUAGCCUACAUUUGACCAUGCAUGAAAUUAUUUAGCACUUGAUGUGAAUGUGCCUCAAGAAUACAGUGUAUUGUGUGAAUGCUGUUUGAAAUAAAAGCAAUUCAACGAC
This is a messenger RNA of Scatophagus argus, 5974 nucleotides long. It is a transcript of the gene syt12, whose product is annotated as synaptotagmin XII. Gene Ontology annotation, molecular function: SNARE binding; phosphatidylserine binding; clathrin binding. The coding region runs from base 2126 to 3415 and encodes 429 amino acids. NCBI's taxonomy places the organism in Eukaryota, Metazoa, Chordata, Actinopteri, Scatophagidae. The transcript has 8 exons. The record is from RefSeq and is a predicted model, not a curated record. Gene Ontology annotation, biological process: calcium-ion regulated exocytosis; cellular response to calcium ion; regulation of dopamine secretion.